UCCAAUAGUAGUCAAUAGGAGGCUAAUGUAACAUUACUGCAGUUGGUCGGCGAGAAUGUGAAGUAGGAAGCUUGCCGGUAAAGUAAGGGUUUUAAUUCCAAUUAAAAAGAGAUGUCCCGCCAAAAUGCCGCCAAAGGUGUUGCUGAUGCUAAAAAAGUGAGUGGAGAACUCUUUACUUUGACAUAUGGAGCUCUUGUUGCACAGUUGCUUAAAGACUAUGAAGCUGAUGAAGAAGUUAAUCGUCAAUUAGAAAGAAUGGGCUACAACAUUGGUGUGCGAUUAAUUGAAGAUCUGCUUGCCAGAUCAAGUAUUGGUAGAUGCCAUGAUUUUAGAGAAACUGCUGAUGUUAUAGCAAAGCAAGGAUUCAAGACAUUUCUUGGAAUAUCUCCGCAAGUUGUUGGAUGGAACGCGGCUGGGGACGAAUUUUCGCUUGUUAUUGAGAAUAACCCAUUAGCAGAAUUUGUCGAGCUACCGGAAGGACAUAACAAUCUUUGGUAUUCAAGCAUCCUCAUCGGGGUAAUCAAAGGAGCCUUGGAAAUGGUGCAGAUGGAAAUCGAGGCAGCAUUUGUGCAGGAUAUAUUAAAAGGAGACCCGACCACAGAACUCAGAGUGAAGUUUAUCAGAAAGCUAGAGGACGCAGUCCCUGCCGGGGAAGAGUAGCUUGUAAGUUGUUUAUUAACUUUAAUUAAAUAUUGUUUAUAAGCAUACUUCUAAUAUUAAUUAGCACCAUUUUUCGUUAAAAUUAUGCUUGAUUACCAAAACUUCAUCUUUCUCUAGAACUUUACAGAAUUUAUUUCCAAUAUUGAACAUGUGAGUUCCAAGAAAACAGCGAUACAGAAGUGAUAAUGGAUAUUUUAGUGAAGAACAACCUAAGUAACUAUAGAUUAAUUGUUUCUGGAAAGUUUAAUUGAUUAAAAGUUCAGUCCUAAUUCCUAAACAAUGGAAAAGCCCCAUAUUACUGCCCUUUGGUCUAGCCUAAUGUAAAUCAAACGUAUUUGAUGUUAUUUGACAGUUGAUCUUCGCAAUAUCAGUAAAAUUGUAAGGAAUCAUGUUAAGUGCUCUUAAAUCUUGUAUGAACCACUCCUUCCUCCACUGAGCUGCAUUACAACCUCCGGGUUUCGUCUCUGGAAAGCCUAACCUGGCUUACCUACUUACAACUUCACACGUGUCAUUAUCUUUAAUUCAUGAUUAUGUAUAAAGUGUUAGACACAAAGUCUCUUAUUUUUUCGCGCCAA
Messenger RNA from Rhopilema esculentum, 1235 nucleotides. RefSeq names its product trafficking protein particle complex subunit 3. Gene Ontology annotation, cellular component: TRAPP complex. The record is from RefSeq and is a predicted model, not a curated record. Gene Ontology annotation, biological process: Golgi vesicle transport. NCBI's taxonomy places the organism in Eukaryota, Metazoa, Cnidaria, Scyphozoa, Rhizostomeae, Rhizostomatidae.